Messenger RNA from Pseudocercospora fijiensis CIRAD86, 1942 nucleotides. RefSeq lists its product as uncharacterized. Gene Ontology annotation, cellular component: membrane. The record is from RefSeq and is a predicted model, not a curated record. The transcript is spliced from 10 exons. Gene Ontology annotation, molecular function: transmembrane transporter activity. The coding region runs from base 1 to 1287 and encodes 428 amino acids. NCBI's taxonomy places the organism in Eukaryota, Fungi, Ascomycota, Dothideomycetes, Mycosphaerellales, Mycosphaerellaceae.
AUGUCCACUGCAAUUCGGGCCGGCCUGUGGGCUGCCAAGACAUUAAUAUCUGACCAUCCGAGGUGGACGUCAUCGGCCUCGACCUCCGUGUGGUGGGACGACGUGAUGUGCGCACGUAUGCGUUGGUAUCACGGGAAAGCAAGCAGCGUGAAAGCCAGUAGCCAGCAUUGCUCCGAAAGUGGACCUUCACCACGGGCGUCCUGUUGCCUUGAUCUCCUCGUCACGGUCUACACUCGCUACUCACCCAAAUGCUCUUUGAUCUCCGCCAGAACGAGCUCAGGACGGUCAAGGGCCAGCAGUGGAGCAUUUGGUAUCCUCGCAGCUAGGGGCUCGGAAUUCUUUGGUCGACAUGUCACUACCCAGAGCACAGAUCGGCGGGCUUGUAUGCUGGGAUGGGUGGAAAAGGCGGAAUGUCGGCUUGGAGGUGGUUGCUUAUCUUCGACUUCAUUAUUGCGAUACCGGGUUUUCUAUCUCAACGCUUGGGAAUGCGAACGCGCUCGGGCGAGAAUUGAGGAGGAAUGGCGGAAGACGGUUGGGAAAUGGGACUGGUAUGUCUUCUACCGUAUCUUUGGACCCUGGCAGGUCUACGCUUUCACUGUUGGAUACACGAUUUGGACUUUGACCUCCAUGGAGCAGAUCAAUAGCAUUCCAACUGCCAUCAGUGCUGUCAACUGGUUCGUUAUGGUAUCGACAGGAUUCAUCAUCGACAUAAUUGGACGCCGCGGACCUCUGUGCUUUGCAGUAGGGUGCGUAUUGGUAUUCACGUACGCUGUCUUGACAGUGUGGGACGUGGGCCAUCCGUUUUGUAUGGCUGUGUUCAUUCUCCGUGGUGUAUACGAAUGCUACACGCCUAUUCUGGCAGGCUCGGUCAACGAGGCUUGUGGAGGAGACCAGCAAAAGCGAGCUUUCGUGCUUGCAUUCAUGGUUUCUGUUGGCCAAGCUGUCGGAAUAGCAUUUCAGCAGCUACAGCUACAGUUCCCAAGCUCUGACGCGCCUUGCUUCUCGAAUACUCAUGUUUGGGGCUUUUCGUUGGCCUUUGUCACACCUUUGACGCUAUGGACUGGAGUUGAAACGACACCAACUCUGUCGUGCAAGAUUUUGCUGAAGCAUGAACAGGCCAUGUGUUUGAGGACAUUGGAAUGCGCAAAUACUCUGACGCUUAAACACACUUUUUGUGCUUUGAUAUUUGGUUCCUGGAAAAUGCUUCGAAUGUCUCUUAGAUUGCUAGAUCGAUUCGUGGGUAAAUGUAUGCUCAAAUGGCCGCCAACUCAUGCCCAAUCGCUGUAGAACAACUCCAGACUCCAUGCUAAUAUUCAAACUACCACUCGCCCCACCCAUCUUCGUCCUUCUUCUUCGCCCCGGCGGCGCCACCAGCGCCUCCAGAAGUUUUCAUGGCAUUCGUUCCCAAAGUCGAUGGCUUUGCUUUCUGCUGUUGAGCGGAUUCACCAGCAGCAGAAAAGUCGUCCCAGAAGUCCUUUUUGUCUUUGGGAGGUCCUGCCGGUGCCUGACCGAAACUGUCCCAGAAGUCCUGCUUUGCUGGGGCUGCUUUGCCAGGCUGAUGUUCUGGGUCCACAAAUUUGUUGAACUGCUCGCCGAGCCCUCGCGUGCCUUGCUGCACAGUGUUUCCCAAAUUCAUACCCGCCGUUCGUACUUGCGCGCCCCAAUCACUCUCUGCGAAAUUUUUCAUGCCUGGUUGGAGGUACGUUUUGUUCACUGUGGCCGCCUGUUUUGACACCGUGCUCGAUAGCCAGCCAAAUCCUUUCGUAAGUGCUGCCAUAGGGUUCUGCUGAAACUCGUCCGCGGUUGGAACUCCAGAGCCAUUGCUAUUUGUAGGCAUGGGUGAUGAUCCAAAACCGGCGUACUUGCCGCCUUGAGAAGGCGCGAGACCUUCAGGUCGAUUAGCGUUCUCCUGUCCCAUCUUCGCGAAGUAAGCCUCGUUUCG